Messenger RNA from Protopterus annectens (West African lungfish), 2326 nucleotides. Its product is annotated as glutamate receptor ionotropic, NMDA 1-like. Gene Ontology annotation, biological process: regulation of membrane potential; chemical synaptic transmission; ionotropic glutamate receptor signaling pathway. NCBI's taxonomy places the organism in Eukaryota, Metazoa, Chordata, Ceratodontiformes, Protopteridae. The record is from RefSeq and is a predicted model, not a curated record. Gene Ontology annotation, cellular component: synapse; plasma membrane; NMDA selective glutamate receptor complex. The transcript has 11 exons. The coding region runs from base 649 to 2298 and encodes 549 amino acids. Gene Ontology annotation, molecular function: NMDA glutamate receptor activity.
GGCACGGCAGCUUUCAACACACAGCAGACCCUCCCCAGCUCAAAUUUUGCACAGGGCAAAAACAGGGAGACGCAGCAGUGCGCAGGACCACUCCUCAGUUCCCCUAUCAGGAAUUCAGUGCAACAGAGAGGUAUAUAUCAGUAGGUAGGGCUGUAAGCAGAAAGAGUCCUCCUUUGGCAACAGUUGGAACAAAGCAACAGUUUAGCAUCCGGAACGACAACUGCUCUGCUAAAUCUCUUAACUGCAUCAUUUCAUGGUUAUCAGUUGUCUGCUGGAUCCCUUGACUGCAUCUUUUCACGGGCAUCAAUUACAAAUCUACUAUCGGGGUGAAAGAACCAGUUAAAGGCAGCAACCAUCGUGGCGCAAAGAUGUUACCAUUAAUACUUAGAGAGACAAUAGAAAAUGGGCGAGCAUGCAGAUCCUAAGCCAUCAGCUUAUCCCGAGUGCAUUUGAAAUUGGAUGCAAUCCUCUAAAAAUCACAAAUAAUGGCAAGACGAUAGGUUCUGCUUUAGAGGACUAUACCAUGCAAACUGAGACCUUUUGUUGUGCUAAAUGUUUGUAGGUGAAAGCCUUUCAAUUAUCUAAUUAUAUAUAAAAAAGACUGCAUAAAGAUACCCUUAUCAAGACUGAGGACUUAAUUUCUUCAACAUGCAUUUCCUUUUACUGGGUGUAUUAUUUUCUUUUUCUUUUGCUCGAGCAGGAUGCGAUCCCAAAAUCAUCAACGUAGGUGCGGUUCUGAGCACAAAGAAACAUGAACAAAUUUUUAGAGACGCUGUAAGUCAAGCAAAUAAGAAAAUCGGGAAUUGGAAAAUCCAGUUGAAUGCCACUUCUGUCACCCAUAAGCCUAACGCAAUUCAGAUGGCUCUGUCAGUGUGCGAGGACCUCAUCUCCAGUCAGGUCUAUGCAAUUUUGGUGAGUCAUCCACCUGCUCCAAAUGAUCACCUGACUCCAACACCUGUGUCAUACACCGCUGGCUUCUACAGGAUACCUGUCAUUGGAUUAACCACACGCAUGUCAAUAUACUCAGACAAGAGUAUCCACCUGUCAUUUUUGCGCACUGUGCCUCCAUAUUCCCAUCAAGCUCUUGUCUGGUUUGAGAUGAUGGAACUUUUUAGCUGGAACCACAUCGUCCUGAUUGUUAGUGAUGACCAUGAAGGACGUGCUGCUCAGAAGAAGCUCGAGACUCUCUUGGAAGAAAAAGAAAGCAAGGCUGAAAAGGUCAUCCAGUUUCACCCAGGAACCAAAAACAUGGCAUCAUUGCUACUUGAAGCUAAAGAGUUAGAAGCACGUGUUUUUAUCCUUUCAGCUAGUGAGGAUGAUGCGGCCACAGUCUACAGAGCAGCAGCAAUGUUAAAUAUGACAGGACGUGGCUACGUGUGGCUUGUGGGGGAACGUGAGAUCUCUGGCAAUGCCCUACGAUAUGCACCUGAUGGUGUAAUCGGUUUACAGCUGAUCAACGGGAAGAAUGAAUCUGCUCACAUCUUGGACUCAGUCUCAGUAGUCGCUUAUGCCGUGCAUGAACUGCUCGAGAAAGAAAACAUCACAGACCCACCAAAAGGCUGUGUCGGGAACACCAACAUCUGGAAAACAGGACCACUGUUCAAAAGAGUGCUGAUGUCAACGAAGUUUCCAGAGGGCGUAACUGGUCGAAUAGAGUUUAAUGAUGACGGGGACAGGAAGUAUGCCAAUUACAGUAUCAUGAAUCUACAAAACCGCAAGCUGGUACAAGUUGGUGUUUUCAAUGGCAGCCAUGUUUUACUACUUCCCGACAGGAAGAUAAUUUGGCCCGGUGGGGAGACAAGCAAACCUGUUGGAUACCAGAUGUCAACCAGGUUAAAGAUUGUUACGAUCCAUCAGGAACCAUUCAUUUAUGUCAGUCAAACACUUUCAGAUGGUACCUGCAAAGAAGACUACAGUGUAAAUGGAGAGCCAAUUCAAAAAGUAAUUUGUACUGGACCCAAUGAGACCAUACCAGGACGUCCUAUUGUCCCUCAGUGCUGUUUUGGAUUCUGCAUAGACCUACUAAUCAAGCUUGCAAAGAACAUGAACUUUACCUAUGAAGUUCACCUGGUAGCGGAUGGUAAAUUUGGCACACAAGAACGGGUAAACAACAGCAACAAAAAAGAGUGGAAUGGAAUGAUGGGAGAACUCCUGAGUGGUCUGGCCGAUAUGAUUGUAGCUCCUCUUACAAUUAAUAAUGAACGUGCACAAUAUAUAGAAUUCUCAAAGCCAUUCAAGUACCAGGGACUCACCAUUUUGGUUAAAAAGGUAGCAUUGAUGACGUUUUUAUUUGUUUGAUUUUUGUUUUGUUUUUUUAAGACUGAAG